Myotis daubentonii (Daubenton's bat) is the source of this 3550-nucleotide messenger RNA. It is a transcript of the gene NKAIN2, whose product is annotated as sodium/potassium transporting ATPase interacting 2. The record is from RefSeq and is a predicted model, not a curated record. Lineage: Eukaryota; Metazoa; Chordata; Mammalia; Chiroptera; Vespertilionidae. Gene Ontology annotation, biological process: regulation of sodium ion transport.
CGCCCCCUCCUCAUUGGCCCCGCAGAUCCGGGCGCCCCGGAGCCGCGCGGCGCAGGGAGGCGGGCAGCCGCCCCCGGAGCCGGCGGGCGGGGAGCGCGUGGCUGGCGCGCGUCGGGCGGGCGGGCGCGGGCGCAACUUCGCGGCCAGAUGCCCGUGGGCGCGGCGGCGCGGCGAGGCCACUGCUGCUGCCCCUGCGGGCCCCGGGCGCGUCUCCACGGGCGGCGUUGCCCGCGGCGCGGCGUGCGCACCGAGCGAGUGAAGGUAUGUGCGGCGGGCGCGGCUGGAGCGGCCGCCGCCGCGGCGCCUGCAGGUCCUAAUGCCUGUCCGUUCCCAGGACGCUGGCAGCGGCAGCCCGGAGCCCCCCAGCCCUCGGCAGGUCUGCCUGUCCUUCCCGGCGAUCUGAUUGGAUAAAGUGGGGGCUCGACGGUGGCCGACGCGGGACAGUCUGGCUGUGGCAGGGGUCUCGGAAACCAUGGGUUAUUGCAAUGGCAGGUGCACGCUGAUCUUUAUCUGUGGCAUGCAACUGGUUUGUGUGCUGGAGAGGCAAAUAUUUGACUUCCUUGGAUAUCAGUGGGCUCCUAUCCUGGCAAAUUUUGUACAUAUUAUUAUCGUCAUUCUUGGUUUAUUUGGAACUAUUCAAUACAGACCUCGUUACAUAAAAGGAUAUGCUGUCUGGCUAGUCCUCUGGGUUACGUGGAAUGUGUUUGUUAUCUGCUUCUACCUGGAGGCCGGGCAUCUCUCAAAGGAAACAGACCUUAUCCUGACUUUUAAUAUUUCAAUGCACCGAUCUUGGUGGAUGGAGAAUGGACCAGGAUGUACAGUGACAUCAGUGACACCCGCCCCAGACUGGGCCCCAGAAGACCAUCGCUACAUCACGGUCUCAGGGUGUUUUCUGGAGUACCAGUACAUAGAAGUGGCUCAUAGUUCCCUCCAGAUUGUCCUCGCACUGGCAGGGUUCAUCUACGCCUGUUAUGUUGUGAAAUGUAUAACUGAAGAAGAGGACAGCUUUGAUUUCAUAGGUGGCUUUGAUUCUUAUGGCUAUCAAGGGCCUCAGAAGACAUCUCAUUUACAACUGCAGCCUAUGUACAUGUCGAAAUAAUACAUAUGGCUUCAUAAUGUCAGCUCCUGGACCUUACAAAAAAAACUUGUUUUGCAGUGGCCUCCUGCGUUUUAUGAAGAGCAAGAAGCAACUGAGUUUAAAUAUACAUACAUUUUGACAAAACAAACACUAAGCCUCACAUACACCGGGGCACGCGCGCACACACACACAUACACACACACACACACACACCAGUUCCACUUGGCCUCCUCUUCCUAACUGAAACAGACAAAUGUGCAGGACAUGCCCAGCUCGGAUUUCCUGAAAGCAGGCUUUUUUCUCCCAGGCCUUUGGAAAGUUCAAAAGGAGACGUGUUGGUGCCCUCUGCUGACCGUCACUAACUCCUCUGCCGCUCAGCCCGUGGGCCUCUGGGAGCUGUCAAGUCAUCCAGGGCAAAGUAGCUUGAGAGUCCUGUCUUCUGCACUCCAGACAUCUUGAUAGCACCACGGCUCCGUAGGCAACAGAAUUGCAAACGCCAACAAACAAAACAUGCCAUGAUGACCUGGUAACCAAAGUCUGAAAUGGCAGGUCGUUUGCCCUAAAGGCUGUCCCGUACAUACUUGCCUUAACCCACCUAAGUUGUGCGCCCGAGAAUCUCAGUGCAGACAUCCCCAAGUCACUUCCUUUAGGCUAACACACUGCUAUUAAUUCCGAAUGAGUUCAAGUCUGUAUGUUUUAUGUCAAGAAACCAGACUGAAGAGCCCAGCAGCUCCAGUGUGUCUGUGUACGAAAACUGCCAGCUGUCAGCAAAGUGCUUUACCAUUGAGCCUCCACAGUGGCCAAAAAGAGACAAGUACCAAUAACAACAACAAUCAUCAUCAUCACCUUUAUAAUUCUUAAAUAUGGGCUUCUGAUGGGGUUGGGCGGGGGCAAAGUAAAACUUAAUAAUCUACUAACAUCAUUUAUCUACUGGAAGCAGAAAUGGCAUAACUCACUGACUUUAUUUAUCGCACUCUAGGUGCUUUUAUAAGUAUCUACAAAUGUCUUUUACUAACACAGAAACAGCUGUGGAUUUCUAUCAACAGAGGCCAACUGAAUAUGUAUUAGCGAUGUUUACUCUUUUAUAUCUAAUUCGAAUUGAAGACCCUAUGUAGGUGAACUUUUUUUCCUAACUUCCAGCGUAUGAGAUUAUUUUUGGGGUGGGCGGGGCGGGGGGAGCAAUAGUUAUCUUGGUGACAUAUUUGAGAUCUCUUUGUGGUGAUUGGGGGAUCCGUUGUGUGGUAGAGUGUAUUUGAAUCCUCCUGUAUUAUUGUGGCAGAAAAACUGUGCUGUUGACGUAGUUGGCAACAAGAUGCCUUUGGAAACUUAAUAGUAGGUCACUGUGUUUAUGAAAUAUUCUGAAUUUCUAGGAAAUUUUGUUCUAUAUAUUCAAGCAUUAUUUGGUUUUCAUUAGUGGAAAACAUAAUUAGCUCAGGCUUGUCAGGAACUCAGAUGAGUCACGUUUUUUUCUUGGAUCCACCUGAGACAUUAAAAAAAAAUUUUUUUAAAACAAAUAUACCAUCCUUAAGUGCAGUGAAAUUCAGACCUGAAAUGUUAUGCAUUGGCAUGAAGCAACUUUUUCUCUUGGUUCUAUGAAGUUUCAGUUAUUGGGUUAACCUACUUUGGACCUUAUCCCAUCCGGAACUACAUAAACCAUUCCCAUGACUGUGUUGCAUGGAUAUCAAUGAUACACACGCAUAUACACUUGAAAAUGAUCAAGGAACAAAGGUUGCUAUUGAAACAUAAACUAGAAAAAAAAAAGGGUUCCAGCACUUGUGCUUGAAUUUUCUCAGUGGCUUGUAUAUGUUUGUCCAUACAUACAUGUAAUAAAACACAUGAUUACAAACAUGUCAGUGAAACCUCACCUAACCAUUUUAUAGUGGCAUGCAUGUUUCAUAUAUGAGAAAAAUAUUUACCAAUGUACUGUCCUUUGAUUCUCAAAAUAUAAAUACUCUACAUGCCAGAAACUACUCUAAUGUAACUAUUAAUGUGACAAUUAAAAUGAGGUUUCACUGUACAUUCAUGCUGUGAUCAGAUUCCUCCUUCCAGGACAUGUAUGUGGAUAAGAAUUGAAAUGCACAAAGAAGCCCUCAUCUUCCUCCUUUAGGUUGCAGCCAACUUACCACCUAACCACUACUAUCAUCGCCACCAAAAUUUUUCAAAACCAGUUGUUGACUACUAAAAGGAAUCAGUGGACAGGUCGUUGCUGGGAGCAGUGAGCACAGUCGUGUGAUUACAUCUGGAAAAGCAAGUUGUACAGCUGUAUCCUCCUCAAGACCCGGUGAAGAAUGCUAUUUUUCUAGGCUGAGCUUUUGUUAUAAACCUAAUAUUCAGAAGGCAAGAGUUACAAACCUGAUGUGUCUUUUUCUUCCUUUCCUUUUUUGCGUUUAUUAAUUCUGAAUGUAUUUUUAACAGAGUGAUUUUUUUGACUUACCAGUGUAAUUUGCAUUUUAAAAAUAAAUGGAAAAACAA